AUGAACUCAAACAGAUCAAGAUAUCGAACAAUACUUAACUCAACUGUGCUCGACUACUACAUCGUAUUCGAUACAGACAUGCACGUGUGGGACGCGAUAACAGAGGUGCGAGCAAAAGAGUAUACAAGUAUGCAAGUAUGGGAUUCCAUCAGUGCCGGUUCAAUUGAAUUUUCCGCCAAACAAGUGGGAUAUCCUUAUUUGGGCACCCUGGUGGAGAAUGAUCUGGUCCAAUCAGCGCUCUUGGACCAAAUCAAACAGUAUAGUCAUGUUACAACCGAGUACAAUUCUCGGGUGGAGUCGUUCGAUUGG
Sphaeroforma arctica JP610 is the source of this 309-nucleotide messenger RNA. RefSeq lists its product as hypothetical. Gene Ontology annotation, biological process: ubiquinone biosynthetic process. NCBI's taxonomy places the organism in Eukaryota, Ichthyosporea, Ichthyophonida. The transcript has a single exon. The annotation marks the transcript as partial. Gene Ontology annotation, molecular function: oxidoreductase activity. The record is from RefSeq and is a predicted model, not a curated record.